Molecule: messenger RNA, 756 nt
Organism: Pedinophyceae sp. YPF-701
Lineage: Eukaryota; Viridiplantae; Chlorophyta; Pedinophyceae
Source: the annotation of a GenBank genome assembly
AUGAGGCGGAAAAAGCACAAGUCAAUGCGACGAAUAGUGCGCUACUAUCAGGUGACGCACGGCUUCCGCACGCCGUUCAAGGUUCUCCUGGACGGCAACUUCGUCCACGCCGUCGAGAGCGCCCAGCACCUCGGGGCUCCGCAGGCGCACGUCGAGAAGCUCCUCGGAGCCACUUGCAAGCUGUUCGUCACCAGGUGCGUCAUGAACGAGCUCCGCGCGAUGGGCAAGGAGUUUGCGGGCACCACCGCAGCUGCGCGGAAGCUCGCCCUCGCGCACUGCGACCACGAGAGCGCGCCCCUGAGCGCCGCGGACUGCAUCCUCAGCAUGGUGGGGUCCGGCAACCGCGACCACUUCUGGGUCGCGACGCAGGACAGGAAGGUGAGGAAGCGGCUCGCGGAGGUGCCGGGGGCCCCGGCGAUGUUCCUGACGGUGAACGGCUUCAUGCUCGAGGCCCCCCCGGGACUGGACCUGGAGCGGACCAAGGCGGAGCACGACAAGACGCUCGGGCUCACGGACCACGAGCGCGAGGCGCUCAAGGGCAUGACGUUCUCGGACAUCGGCAUCAAGACCAGCGUGAGGUUCAAGAAGCAGGGGGCCAAGGGACCCAACCCGCUCAGCGUGAAGAAGAAGGAGAAGAAGAAGGCGGGCGCGGGGGCGAAGGUCGACGGCGGGGCGCAGGGCGAAGCGGGGGGCAGGAAGCGCAAGCGGAGGCGUGGGAGGGCAAAGAGCGAAGGCGACGGCGCCGGGGGUGACUGA